Struthio camelus australis is the source of this 1423-nucleotide messenger RNA. NCBI's taxonomy places the organism in Eukaryota, Metazoa, Chordata, Aves, Struthioniformes, Struthionidae. The record is from RefSeq and is a predicted model, not a curated record.
CAAAUCCCCUCCCCAAAUCUACUCUUAAUAGAUUCAUUCAUUUCUUCUGCACCUCUCACCGCUUGCUCUCCCUCAGCUUUCGUUUCACAGUGUUUGCUCUCUUCAGUUGUGGAGACGGAGCAGCUGCGCGAAUUCAGACCUCUCUGGGCAAGAGCUCGAUGCGAUUUUUCCAUCCCCAACUUUUUGGAGAUACAUUUAACCACUUGUUUGUUAGCGCUUAGGUUUGUUUGUUUAUUUCAGCAUACGCCGGAUCUCGCAGAGACGGGGAGUUAUGCGCUGAUCAAACCAUCUGGUCGAUAUAAAAAAUUUAUCCUCGCUGCAGCUGAGCACGGGGAACCGGAGAGUGAAGGAUGGGUCUGGACGGAGCUGCCGCGCUCCAGGUGUGACCGAGCACCCCUCCUCCAGGCUCAGCGUGCCGCUCCGUCCCUGGAGACGGGCGAAACGGGGCUGCGUUCAAAGCCACGUCGUGGAGAUCGCGGAGGCCAGAGGGCCGUUCGCGUGGUCUGUGCAGGAGGGAGAGCUGUCCCGGGAUCGCCAGAGGUAGCGCUGGCGGUGUCUGGGCCAGCCCCUGCUGUGGCAGCCCUCAGCCAGGGCUUUACCAGCUUUUCCUGGGUAAAAGCAGUGCCUUUACUGCGUAUUUACCGCGGGGUAUCGCUGCAGUAUCUCCCCCGGGUUUUCCUCUCUCUCUCUUUUUACACAGAUUGCCUUGGGACACCCAUCGUGUACUCGCCAGUCAAAGCAGACCUAGCUGGAAAUAUCAAGAAAAUUCGAGCAGUUUAUGAAUCCAACCCUGCCAAGUUCAAAACGUUGCAGAACAUCCUGGAAGUGGAGAAGGAGAUGUACGGCUCAGCAUGGCCAAAGACAGGUGCAACACUGGCACUGAUGUGGUUGAAAAGGGGCCUGAAGUUCAUGCUAGUUUUGCUGCAGAGCAUCUCUGAUGGCGAGAGAGAUGAGGAGCACCCAAACCUCAUCAGAGUGAACGCCUUGAAAGCUUAUGAGAUGGCUCUGAAGAAAUACCAUGGCUGGAUGUUGCAGAAGCUCUUCACCGUGAGUGUUUGGUUUCUUCCGUACAAGUCGGAUUUGCUUAAGGCUUUAGAGAAGGGUAAAGAAGUAAAGGAGGAGGAGACCAUAGAGAAGAUUCGCCAGUUUCUGUCAAGGGUCACCCCCAUCCUGGAUGCAAUUUAUGAAAUGUAUACAAAAAUGAACGCAGAGCUGAACUACAAAGCCUAACGCUUGCACAGGACUUGUACAGCUGAGAAUACAGUGCAAUGAUUACUACCUACAUCUUAAUCACUGUGACAGCUAGGGCUCUUGCCGGUUGUCAGAUGAAUGAUUCUGGCCCGGAUCUGCAGUGGAUAGCCCGUUUUUAAAAGAAUAACUUUCUAUGGAGAAUAUGGCAAUAAAACAAUGAUAUCCCAAGUCA